Molecule: messenger RNA, 2439 nt
Organism: Suncus etruscus (white-toothed pygmy shrew)
Lineage: Eukaryota; Metazoa; Chordata; Mammalia; Eulipotyphla; Soricidae
Gene: FBXL13
Product: F-box and leucine rich repeat protein 13
Exons: 21
Coding region: 1-2439 (812 amino acids)
Biological process (GO): SCF-dependent proteasomal ubiquitin-dependent protein catabolic process
Cellular component (GO): SCF ubiquitin ligase complex
Molecular function (GO): protein binding
Source: RefSeq, a predicted model, not a curated record
AUGGCUUCGCUACGCACUGCCAGCCCCAGACUGAAGAACUACUUCAAGAAAUAUUACAUUCCUCAGGUCUGCGAGGCUCUGUUAUGUGGUUUACUUAUUAACUGUCCUGAUGAUCCAUUGAAAUAUUUAGAGGCAAUGAUCAUUUUUAUUAAGGAAAAUGGUCUCCAAAAUCUCCUUUGGGAUAUGUGCAUCGAUCCAUUAUUAAAACCAACAAUUCGGAAAUUAUCUGAAACUUACAUGGAACAGCUUUUUGGACUGGACGAUCAACUGAUGACUCCAGAAUUGAUGAUAAAAGCAUGUACCUUUUAUACUGGGCAUUUAAUAAAGACCCACUUUAUCACAUGGAGAGACAUUGUAAUACCUACCAGCAAUGAAGAUGGAUUUAUGGCUGACAAAAUAAGAAUAGCAAAGGAACAUGACAGUUUACGAUAUAAGAAACAUAUAUUUUAUCACUGGUACUCUUAUGUGAAAGUUAAAAAAGAAAAUGAUAGAGCUCUGCUAUUGCAGGUACAAAAUAUCUUUCUUAAUCAGAAACUAUUAUCUAUCCUACAUAAAUGGAAAAAUAAAGCAAGAGAAACACGUCAAUUAAGAGAAAAUGAGUUGCAAUUGUUAAAGCAUGAACUUCAGUUGAAUCAAUGGAGAAGGAAGUUAGCACCAAAGACUUCACAAGAAUCCAGUUUUUAUGAUAUUACUGAAGUUUAUGAAUUUGAUAUUUCACAGUUACCUGAAAAAGCUAUAGCACAGAUUUUUGCCUACCUAACUAUAAGAGAUUUGAUAGUAUGUGGUCAAGUCAGUCGCUCCUGGAUGUCAAUGUCACAAAUAGGUUCAUUGUGGAAUUGUAUUGAUUUUUCUGCAGUAAAAACUAAGAUCACAGAUAGAGCCAUAGUGUCUACUUUGCAAAAGUGGCGGCUAAAUGUGCUACGAUUAAAUUUUCGUGGUUGUUCUGUCCGAUUGAAAACGUUGAAAUCUAUCAGCCUCUGUAAAAAUUUGCAAGAGCUGAAUAUGUCUGACUGCCCAGCACUCACAGAUGAAUCAAUGAGAUACAUUUCUGAGAACUGUCCUGGAAUUCUGUAUCUCAACCUGUCUAAUACAGCUAUCACCAACAGGUCAAUGAGACUCCUGCCAAGGCACUUCUACAAUUUACAGAAUCUUAGCUUGGCUUAUUGCAGAAAGUUCACAGACAAAGGCUUACAGUACCUGAAUUUGGGGAAUGGAUGCCACAAGCUCAUAUAUCUGGACCUUUCCGGCUGCACCCAGAUUUCAGUACAAGGUUUUAAGAACAUUGCAAACAGCUGCUCUGGAAUUAUGCAUCUGACCAUCAAUGACAUGCCAACUCUGACAGACAAUUGCAUAAAAGCAUUAGUUGAAAACUGCUCUCAUAUCACAUCAGUAAUUUUCAUUGGUGCCCCACAUAUCUCCGAUUAUACUUUCCAAGCUCUUACUACUUGUAACCUCAGAAAGAUCCGAAUUGAAGGAAGUAAAAGGAUUACUGAUGCAAGCUUAAAAUCUAUAGACAAGAACUAUUCAAAUCUUAAUCAUCUUUACAUGGCAGACUGCCAGGGAAUAACAGAUGUUACCCUCAAGGCACUCUCCCCUUUGAGGAACCUAACUAUGUUAAAUUUUGCAAAUUGUCUCAGACUUGGUGAUGUGGGACUAAAAUAUUUUCUUGAUGGGCCUUCAAGCAUAAAAAUAAGAGAGCUAAAUUUAAGUAACUGCUUCCACAUGAGUGAUAUCGCUGCAGUAAAAAUAUCAGAAUGCUGCCUUAAUUUAAGAUACUUAAAUUUACGAAAUUGUGAUCAUUUGACUGACACAGGAAUUCAAUAUCUUACACGCAUCCUCGCCUUGAUAUCACUUGAUAUCUCAGGAACAAAAGUUACUGAUGAGGGUUUGGAGGCAUUUUCCAAACAUAAAAAAUUAAAGGAACUUUCUGUCUCUGAAUGUUACAGAAUUACCUGUAAUGGAAUUGAGACAUUCUGCAGAGGCUUACCAUGCUUGGACUGCUUGGAUAUCUCUUACUGCCCUCAGCUGUCUGAUGAUAGCAUUAAAGCGCUGGCUGUUUACUGCGUUAGCCUCACAUUUCUCAACAUUGCUGGCUGCCCAAAGAUUACUGAUUCAGCGAUGGAGUUAUUAUCAGCAAAAUGCCAUUAUUUGCACAUUUUGGAUAUUUCUGGUUGUAUCCUGCUUACUGACCAGACUCUUAUGAACCUUCGCAUAGGCUGCAAACAACUUCGGAUCCUUAGAAUAAAAUACUGCAGACUUAUUACUCCGGAGGAAGUCACAAAAAUGUCACCUGUAGUUCAGCAGUUGGAAUACAGUAGCUAUGACCCUCCACUUUGGUUCAGCUCUCCUACUAAUGCUCCCUCAUAUAUAGAGACAUUCGAAGAUAAAACAGGGCCAUCUAAACGAGGUGCCACGAAAAAAAGGAAAAGCAGGAUAUAA